UUCCGGGUGCAGGUCAGGCCAGAGGCUGCUCUUGGUUUCUUAGGACCUGUUCUGCGCGCGGAGACUGGCGACACCAUCAACGUUGUCUUCAAGAACAUGGCCUUCCAGGCCAACCGCAACUUCAGCGUGCACCCGCACGGCAUCCAGUACAACAAAAAUUCCGAGGGUGCCCUGUACGUCGAUCAAACAACGGGCCGCGACAAAGCAGACGACGGAGUCAGUCCCGGAGCCACAUUCACCUACGUGUGGCGGGUGCGCCCACCUUUGCCCCCACACCCGACGAUGGCCCCUGCUUGCCCUGGGUCUACCACUCCCACGUCAUGCCCACCAGGGACGUCGACAGCGGCCUAGUGGGGCUUCUUCUUACCUGUAAAACAGGGACGCUGCAGACGACCGGCCCUCGCCGUGGACAGCGCGGGGACGUGGCGAAGGAGUUCGUCUUGUACCUGGACACCACGGACGAGAAUGACAGUUGGCUGUCGCAGGUCAACCUCAACCGUUGUGGUGACCCCGCAGCCUGCACGCAGCUCAGUCAAAGCAAGAAUCCGGAUUUCGUGAAGACCAACAAGAUGUCCCAUAUCAACGGACGCGUGUACGGUAACCUGGAGGGGCUGGAGGUCAGCCAGGGGGAGACUGUGGCCUUCUACCUCUUCUCUGUCAACCGCGGCAUCACGAGUGUCCAGUUCAGCGGGCAGGUCCUUAAAGUCAACAACCACAUAGUUGAUUCUAUCAUCCUUUUUCCUGCAACUUUUGUGACUGCCAUAAUAACGCCCCCUUACGUCGGGAACUGGUUGAUAGCCACUAGAAAUGUGGACACCUUCCUCGCCGGACAGCAAGCUUACCUUCGUGUCAAGGAAGCGUUUCCAUGGCGAGGUGUGUCGAGGAGGCGACGUCAUGCUGACCACUACAGUCCGGCUCUGUCAGACCCUGAGCUGACUGGUCUAUCCGCUUUCUAUGAAAGACAUGUUCAUCAUCCCAUCAGGGUUCCAUGGACACGGAAGUACUACAUUGCCGUAGAAAAAUACACUUGGGACUACGCACCCUCUGGACAAGACCUGUUCAACGGGGGACCAUUGACAAGGCCCGGCAGUCUCGCGGCCCCUUACUUCACUCAAGGUACGCAGAGGAUUGGCGGCAGGUACAUCAAAGCCCGCUACGUGGAGUAUACCGACAGCACCUUCAAGGUGCUCAAGUCACGUGACGACAGCACGGAGCACCUGGGCAUGCUGGGACCGGUCAUCAUGGCGGAAGCCGGCGAGACAGUGGAGAUACGCUUGAAAAACAUGGCAGACAGGACCUUACUCCUUCUUUCCUCACGGCGUGCUCUUCUCCAAGGAGAAUGAAGGCUUCCUCUA
Molecule: messenger RNA, 1355 nt
Organism: Pomacea canaliculata
Lineage: Eukaryota; Metazoa; Mollusca; Gastropoda; Architaenioglossa; Ampullariidae
Product: hephaestin-like protein 1
Exons: 7
Coding region: 321-1343 (340 amino acids)
Source: RefSeq, a predicted model, not a curated record